Messenger RNA from Aspergillus lentulus, 1674 nucleotides. RefSeq names its product HECT-type E3 ubiquitin transferase. Gene Ontology annotation, cellular component: ubiquitin ligase complex; nucleus; cytosol. Lineage: Eukaryota; Fungi; Ascomycota; Eurotiomycetes; Eurotiales; Aspergillaceae. Gene Ontology annotation, biological process: proteasome-mediated ubiquitin-dependent protein catabolic process; protein autoubiquitination; protein polyubiquitination. Gene Ontology annotation, molecular function: ubiquitin conjugating enzyme binding; ubiquitin protein ligase activity; cyclin binding. The record is from RefSeq and is a predicted model, not a curated record.
AUGCCUGCUCCCCCCGAGAACCCCGAGACAGGUGUUGACACAUCCUUGUAUCUCCACGCCGAACUCCUCCCAAACAUCCGUCACAUCACACUGUACAUCUCAAUACCGGCCAAUCUAGGUAGCCAGAACAUCCAGCCGCUGAUAACCCUCUCAGAAUCCCGUCAGUCUGUCUCGGUAUCCCUACCGAAACCCUUUGACCAUGUAACGGAUACCAUCAAGCUGCCCGCGCGGGUUAAUGAAGCCUCGCGGCGCAUUCUAGCCACCGGUAGACAGGGCGCUGCGACUACCGCAGAUAGCAGACGACGCGAAUUCUCGUUCCGAAUGCAGAUUGAUGAGUCGGAUGAUUCGCUUUCGCGCCAGGAUGCGCUCAUCGAUGAUUUCGUGCCCUGGACUGCUGCGGAUAUGUCUCCGUCGACGAAACUGCGUUGUCGGGGGUGUGAGAAUAUCGUUCUGGAUACGCCUCGGUGCGCCGACGGGUCUGAGAAUACUGGUCCAGUAGGCUGGACGUGGAAGGACCUGCCGAGCGGGAACUGGGCCGAAAUGAUGGACUUCUGGCACUGUCAUAAACCGGACCCUCCCGAAGGCCACGGCCAUGGGGAAGACCCCAAUGCUCAUACGAAGGGGUACGGAGCGGCGAAUCAGGUGGUGGCGACGGCCGGGACGGUGCUCGUGGAUGUGGCGACGUUUCUGGUCUCGGAGGCGGAUUGCAGGGGAUUAAAGAAGGUACAACCUUCACCUGAAGAGUCCGCCCAAAAGAAAGAAAUAUCCUUGAACUGCGCAAAAUGCAAUGCCACAAUAGGUAUUGAAGACGCCGUAGCGCAGGGCUGGCGACUCUUUAAAACAAGCCUAUCCGCCAGUAUCCAUGACCCAACAACAUUGGAAACCCACCCCAUCGAAACCAUUGUCGCGGCUCAACUCCUCGAGCUCAUCGAGCGGGAAAGCGCCCGUCGCUUCGUCAUCCACUGUAGCAGGCCAAAUGGUCUCCUACUAUGGGUCUUCAACCCCGACUUUCGCUACUCCAGCUCCAGCGCAGAAUAUACUGUCUCCUCUCAGCGGGCGAUGAAGGUCCUCUUCCAGGAGGCCGGGGACGUAGACAGCAUUCUGAACCCUGAUCGGGGUUCGUCGCUUUCGCUGGAGGAGGUGAGGCUUCCGGAGUAUGUGUACGAGGCUGUUGAACGGGAUCUGAAGGCCAGGAAUGAGAUGCUGCCGGCUUCUGCGAGGGAGUUUCGGGAGUGGAGGGUUGGGGCUUUGCAUCGGUUUGAGAGACUCACUCACAUCCAACCAACCAACCUCAUCAUGCCAUCCAGCAAUAACAAUAACAACACCCCCAGACCCUGGGGAAGCCAAUGUGCCUGUGUUAGUCUAGACAGCACCGGCCAGAGAAACUUCAUCCAAGGCUUCGCAUUCAUGGAAAGUGACGACGAGGAGGGUCUCGCCUGGCAGCAUGUCGAGGAUAUAUCUAUCUUGGCGCCUGAGGAGGAGUAUUUUUCGACCGGGGCUAUGGGCCGGAAUCGUGAGAAUGGUUUUAAGAAUGGUAGCUCUGCCUCUGGCUCUGCUGAGGCGAGCGGUUCGAAGAAGGGGUCCUUUGGGUCUGCGAAGGGGAGUGGUUCUAAGAAGGGUUUCUUUGGCUUUGGUGCGAAGGGUAAGGGUGAGGAUCCUACCGGGAAGAAAUGA